AUGAAGAAAGAAAAGAUAAAGAAUGAAGUCAUUGAUCUCACGAAAGAUGGUAUCGACAAUGAUAUUAAGAGCUACUUGUCUCUGGGACCAGAUUUUUGUGAAGCUCCCACAAGAGUUCUGUAUGAACGUAUUAUAGCAGAAACAGAGAAAAUGUGUACAAAGAUAAAGAGAGAAGGCGAGAUUAAUGAAAUUGAUGAAGAAAUAGUUGAACAUAAAAUUGGUGACAUACGUGAAAAUGUAAAAGUUAUUUUGGAGAAAGCUAGACACAAAAAGUAUAAAACGAAUUUGACGAAAGAAGAGUUAAAUGGAAAAAAGAAGGCUCCACAAGAUAAAAUAAAAGUAUUCUUACCGGCAGAUAAAGGACGGAUAAUGGUAGCUAUGGACAGAUUUGAAAAUGAAGGUGGUGAACAAAGUUAUGAAUACAAAAUGAAACAAGUAUUGGUUGAUCUCAAGGCAAAACCUUCCAUAAGAGCAAAAAAGGACUGGGAUUUGACUGAUAAAGUUUGUCGAGAUGGUACAAGGGUUAUCGAAACGAUUGUCGAAAGAGGAGAAAUUUCAAAAGAGGAUGCGGAACGGUUAAAACCAAAGGAUUGUCACACCCCUAGGUUAUCAAGAUUGCCAAAAAUCCACAAAGAUGGUGUUCCAUUAAGAGGUGUGGUCUCAACGGUAGGAUCGCCUUUUGAAAAACUAUCAAGAUUUGUCAUUCCAAUUCUGAGAACAAUUCAGGGAAUCUAA
Paramuricea clavata is the source of this 735-nucleotide messenger RNA. Lineage: Eukaryota; Metazoa; Cnidaria; Anthozoa; Malacalcyonacea; Plexauridae. The record is from the annotation of a GenBank genome assembly.